Messenger RNA from Xenopus tropicalis (tropical clawed frog), 4489 nucleotides. It is a transcript of the gene chst9l.4, whose product is annotated as carbohydrate sulfotransferase 9-like gene 4. Gene Ontology annotation, biological process: carbohydrate biosynthetic process. The transcript is spliced from 4 exons. Gene Ontology annotation, cellular component: membrane; Golgi membrane. NCBI's taxonomy places the organism in Eukaryota, Metazoa, Chordata, Amphibia, Anura, Pipidae. The record is from RefSeq and is a predicted model, not a curated record. Gene Ontology annotation, molecular function: sulfotransferase activity. The coding region runs from base 263 to 1159 and encodes 298 amino acids.
GUACUGGUUGAAAGGUGUGUUUCCCUGCCCAGACUCUACCAAGAGGUGGGAUAAAACGGUGCAUACCCUCUCUUCUGCAAAAGAGCAUUUCCUUAUUGUACCAUCUCAAUCUGCUGUCUUAACAGCAACAGCACAUCCAAUGAUGCCAGAGGUGUGGGGUGUUGGAACCAUGCAGGUGUUCCCUGUAUAAAUUCUGAAAAUACUUAUAAGCUCAGAACUGUCUGAUCUUUGAGGGCAAGGGUUACAGAGAAAGUCCAACAAUAUGGCAAGAAUAACAAAAAAUACAUGUUGCUUUAUCACCUUAUUUUCUACCUUACUUUGGGGAUUUACUUCAGAUUACAAAUGGCUGAAUGAUUCAGAUGACAAAGGUCAUGAUGAGUUUGUCAUUUCCCAAAUGAACCGCACAAAGCUCCUGAAGUCAGCUUGUCAGCAAAGCAAUCUGAGCAAGCCUUUUGGUAGAAUGAGUCCAUUCGUUGCCAGGAGUCUAUUUGUGGAGCAAAAGCACAAAUUCAUCAUUUGUGCAGUGCCUAAAGUGGGGUGCACUAACUGGAAGAGAAUCAUAUUACUUUUGAAAUUGAAUUUAAGCACUGAGGUUCAUUUUGAGCAUAAUGCUAUCCAUGAAUCUGCUUUCUUGAAGAGGUUAAGUGAUUAUCCUGCUGACCAACAACGUAUGAUGCUUACCAAUUAUACCAAAGUCAUGUUCACUCGGCACCCGUUCCAAAGAAUUGUUUCAGCAUACCGGGAUAAAUUCCUUCACCCAGGGGAUUAUUAUAAACAUAUAGCAAAUAUUAUCAAGUCCCAAGUCAGAAAGGUCAACACACCAGAGCCUGUCACAUUUAAAGAAUUUGUCCAAUACAUCGUUCAGCAGGUGCCAACGUGGCUGGAUAUUCAUUGGAUGCCAAUGCAUCUUCUCUGUGACCCAUGUAAUAUCAACUAUAAUAUUUUAGGGAAAUUUGAAACCCUAAAGAGGGACUCUGACCAAGUUUUAAAAACAAUAGGAGCACCCAGUAACCUAAAAUAUCCAGAACUUAAACAAUACAAUGAGUCCAGAACAGAUACAAACAUUGUUGAUAAAUAUUUUUCAACCCUUCCACUCAAUGUGUUGGACCUUUUGGUGAAGCUAUACAAUCAUGACUUUAUGCUUUUUGGUUACUCAUAGAAAAGCAACAUGAGGGACUGCAUUUAUACUGGCACUGCACUAGAAGCACUGGUUCAGUAUGAUUAACAAAAGAUACAAUUUUAGCAAGUAUCAAUUUAUUAUUCAUUUUAAUACACAAAUUGACAUCACUCCCAAAUUUACUCUUUGAUUUCCCUAAAGAUUUAAUUGAAGAAAAUUAAAUCUUUGCAAAUAUGUUUUUUCUUGUUUUUACAGUUUUCAUGCAGCGUCGAGCUUGCACCCUUACCCCCUUUCCCCAUUUUAACCCCCCGCCCCCAACUUACACCCGGACACACACAUGGACGCUGUGGGUUGGGAAGAGAAGGUCGCAGUUAUUUAUUUAUUAACAAUAAACUUAAAUCCGUUAACAUUUUAACAUUAUAAACUUGUACAAAACCAUUUGUAUAACAAACAUUUACAAUACCCAACAUUUACAGUAACAACAAUCCCUGAGCCCAAACGUAACGCCUGGUUCCUGCCUCCUUUUUCCCUGACCUAAACCGAGGCUAACUGCCGAUCAGGACCCCAGGCCUACCGGGCUACAGUCUCCUUGACAACUUAAACUUCCCCCUGAGGGCACGGAGUAAGGUACCCUCCGCUAACUGCGACAAACGACCCCCGUUCUAUAGGGAGGGAGGGUGGGACGUCACGAGCUGCCGAUCCUCACACUGCCUGGAACUAACUGACGGUAGGACUGCCUUGGUUACCCCUCCCCUUACUAAGCCCGGGAAUUUCCAAGGCCCUCAUUGGCCAGCCCCAGUAACCCAAAGGAGGAGAGGGGGGGAAGGGGGGCAGGCUGCCCUCCUUAACCCUGUCAUGCCCUGCUUCCCUACACUAGGUUCUGGGUCAUUGGGUCCCAUUCUGAAACCUUGUUACUGUCAAUAAAUUUAGAUACAUUUUUUAUUAGGAAAGGGUUCUUGUUACUCUGGUCAACAGGGCUGGGCCAAGUCGCCGGGCGCCCAAGGCAACCCAGCUAGUCACCUCUCUCCCCCGUGAAUGUGCGUGAACAAACGCAUGCACCACCAUAUGCAUGCUCGCAAUCUAAUGCCGGAAGGCCUGAGCAGUGAAGUAUUGGUGGCGGGGACAAGACAAUCAGGAUUAGGGGUAAGCAUUAGAGGUAACUGCCUAGCCCCCCCCCCCCACCAUUACGCCCUAGGCAGGUGCCUUUUCUGCCUGCCUCUAGUUCCGGCCCCAGCCUGUUUUCUGGGGCCGGAUUUCCAGUGAAUUUGACCAAAACAAUAGCGAUGCCCCCUUAAUCCCCAACUAAAAAAGUCUGUGGUGAGGCCUUUCCCUUUUAAAUGGGCUGCAAAGUCGAUCCAAUUCUUGGGAAUACAGAUCCCAACACAGAUUCAGGCUUAAUAUAGAUUAAAUAUCACUCCGUUAUGAAAUACAUUGAUCCAAGAACUCAAUGUAUAGUCAAAAUUACCAGUUAAUCAUUUAGGAAAACACCACUUAAUCAAGAUGAUAUGGUUCCCCUGUCUGCUUUAUCCAUUACAAAUGCUUCUACUUUUUCUGGCUCGGAAAGACCUAACUAGAUUAAAUAAAGCACUAAGUUGUAGUGCACUAAGUCUAUAUGGAGUGGAAAACACCUCUCAAAUUAGUAGAAAUAAAUUGCAACUAUCGGGAUCUCAAAGAGGGGUUAAUCUCUGAGAUAUACACCCUUACUGUAUAAUUUGGCCUGUAAUUUAAGAUUUGCAGCAGACUGAGUUAACAAUAGAGAACUUUACGCAUUGCCUCUUAUAGAUCAAGCACUUACUUUUUUAGGCCUUUCUUUUACAUUCUGAACAACUUCCAAAAGCAGUAAAGGAUAAUCCAUUAUUGUAUACUACAAUUACUGUAGAGCUUGGCGAGCUGCACAUCAUAGAUUAUCUAUCUCACCUUCACUGUCACCCUUUUUAUAGGCAACCCACAUUUUUUGAAUAAUUAUACUGGAAACCCAUUCCUUACCCGGGCAAAAGAUGGGCUCACACAAGUAAGACGCCUUUCUCAUAUUCCCAAUAACCCAUAUUCAUUUGCAAAUCUUAAAGAACAUGACCCCUUAAUAACUUGGGAUUUUUUUUCAUAUUUACAAGCAAGGCAUUAUGCACAAAUGGUGAUUCGUGCUAUUCCACCACAGGAAAUUGAUAAUCCAAUAGAUUGUCUAUUUCGGUUGGCUACAAUCAAACCCUCCACGUCCAUCCUCUAUAAGAUUAUGAAAAUCUCCCUAUCUGAAAGGGAUUUUGGAAGAGGCGUGCGUAAGUGGUUAGAACAAAUCCCCAAUCUUACACGAGACUCACAGAGUCCUAUAUAACAAGCUUAAUGUGUUUCGUGGCUUCAUGCCACUACAUCAGAUGCUUAACAAAUCUGCUUAUUGUAUGGAUUGGUUGGAAGCUACUCUCAAUAGAGAGUGCCAAGCUGAAAUCUUUUUUGCCACCUUGGUAAAAUAUGUGCAAACACUAUCUCCCACACGACAACAAGAAAUAUCUUAUACAUUUAGGCUUACCACAUGUCGGAGGAGUUAGCAGGGAGAAAUCUAAUAAUAAAUACAACUUAAACAUAUGGGGAUAUUGACUAAAGCUCUGAUAUAAGAGCAGUUGGAAUAAGAGGGGCUCUAGGAAAGAAAAAUAAAUUGUCUAUUUUCAGGGUAAUUUGAAGUGUAACAUGUGUUGGAUCAUUGAGGAAGGUCAAAGAAAGAAUGUGUAGAUCCAACUCAGUUUCUAUGUGUAACCCUGUGUAUAAAUACAAUGACAUGUUAUAUUCUAUGUAUGUGUAUUUUACUGGUGCAAAUAAAAACAUUUUAAAAAAGGGAGGGAGAGAGCACAUGGUUCUGUCCAGGGUUGGUGGGUUACUGUAUAAUUCUGUAUAUGUGUUAAUGAUAAGAAUAAUACAACCUGCAUGCACUGGACACUGGAGGUUGGGUGCUGGGUGUGACUAGUGAUUCUAUUAUAUUUUUUUUUAUUUAUUUUCACUGUGCAAUUUGGGCUGUUUUGGGCAAUAUUUGAAAUUAUUUUUUACUUUACCUUAACCAAAUAGCAGGAAUGGUGUUUGUUUGGACAUGGAAUAAUGGUAUUGGGGGCAGGAAUAGGCAACUUUCUGGCAGGACUGGAUGUGGCCACUGUAGUAUCAUUGUGGCUCCUAGUCUGCUCCAGGGCUCCAUAAGCUUCAUUGUAUGGUAUAAUUUGAAAAUAAUCUGGCCCUCAACCACUCAGUAUUACUUUGUAUGACUCAGUGAUACUACAUUACUACAUAUAAUAAGUAAGUUAGCACUGAUAUAAUGUAAAGGGCCAAAGGACUGUAAACCUUCAUAACCAUGAGAAGAUUCAUUUGUGUACAUCAUGCCAUUUUAACGGAAUA